AUGCCCUCACCGGGCGACAACUACGCCAUUCACAAAGUCUCUAAUCCAAAUGCUAACCUGUUGGCCCUCUCCUCUGCGGGUACCAGUCGUAAGAAAGCGCGCUGCCCGGGCGAAAAGCCCGUUUGUUCCUUAUGUCAACGCUUGGGACAGCGCUGCUCCUACGGGUCGCAGGCAGCACCGGCACCGGGACCUGGUUCGGCACGUCGCUUGAACGAGCCGAGCGAGGAGAGCCAGGCUGAGGAUGCCGGUUCACAGCGCCUGCAGCGCAUCGAGAGGAGGUUGGACGAGAUGGCGGGCAUUCUGCAGGAGAGCCUGUCCAGAGGCAGUAGUUUACUCUCUAUCGAUUCACACCAUCCCUCUGGCCGACUUAGCACGGGCGGACUUGCCGCUCCAUUUACUGGUCUAAAUGAGGACCGGGAGGUAUACAGCACUUUUUCGCUCGCCGACUAUAUCAAAUCCCAAGUCGAAGUAUAUCUCGCGUACUUUCAUGAUCAGCCCUUUUGUGUCUUCUCGAAAGAUUGGUUGUUGGGGAGGGCUUCGUCAUUACCCGCAGAAAUUGCACUCCCGCUAGUUGCCUUAACAUCUCGUCUUUCUCUCCAUCCUCGUGUGACUUUCGGCAGCACAAUACCCCCGGCCGAGCAAUGGGUCGACAAAGCCUGGGAUACUUUGUCAAAUCGUUAUAGAGACAGCCAGAUGGGGCUUUCGUUUCUCCAGGGCACUUUUUUGAUGGCGCAAGUGGACUUCGCCGACGGACGAGCUCAUCGAGCGUAUAUGUCGUGUGCAUUAGGAAUUCGAACUCUCCAGUCUGCGGGACUGAACAAGGAUCUCUUCUCCUCAUCUCUGGAUAGUUCCCACCUGGAGGAGCGGAGACGCAUAACGUGGGCCUUCUUUAUGCUCGACCGCACCUAUAAUGCGUCUCGCAACUAUUCACUUUGCUUGGCGGAUAAGCAAUAUACUAUUCCUUUCCCUUCGCCCGACCCGGAAGAGUCAAGCCCUGGUUCCACCUCGCAGAAUGAACUAGACAAGGAAGGCGAUACGGUGGACAACAGCAUUACCUCCUGCUUGAUCCGACUGUUUGCACUCUGGGGCAAGGCCACCGAGUAUGUUUUUGAGCCUCCCGACGAAAAGGCACUUGCUCCGUGGCAAUCCGGAUCGGCCUUUGCCAUUCUUGAAUCCGAGUGGAUGCAAUUUGAAACCCAGUUCCCUAAUGCCCACCGUUAUCUCAACGUUGAGUCCGAGUUACGGGCCGGCAAAAAAUCGCGGAAUGGGGCCUAUUUGCCCACAUGGCUGUGUGUGCAGUUUCUCCUUCAUUCCAUUCAAUGUCUUCUACAUCAUCCUUUCGUGAUUAUGAUCAAACUGCGACACAUCACCGGUAAUCUAUCUUCAACGUUCCUACAGAAGUCAUUCGAAAGCUCCCUUCUUCACUCGAGGUGGAUUGCUCGCUUGAUUAAGGAAAUGUCGAAUGCCGACUCCCGACCUUAUGAUCCCUUUCUAGCAUACCUCGCUGCUAUUGCCGCCACUAUCCAGCUCGAAUAUACCGUUAGCAGCAACCCGGACGUUGCCCGACUCGUGAACAAGGAAUUCCAGAUCCUUAUUGAUUUUAUGACAAAGGUUUCUGUAAACUGGAGUAUUAUCAGAGUCUUGGUUGGUCGGGUAAGCGAAUUGGCGCAUCGAAGACGAAACUUCGGAUCUCUUUACUACAACCAGGAUGGAUAUUCCGGGGCGCUCCCGAGUAUGCCGACUCCCUCAAACAUUCCUAAAAUGUCGAUGGAAGACGAAGCACUUAUGUGGGAUAUUCUGGACAUCAGCUCUUCGUCAUUCUCUGGGGGGCUGGCCCAACACAACGACCUAGUUCCGCCGCCAAACCGACAAGCCGUAGUGCGUUUACCAGAGCAUUUCCCUUCCUCAGCAGCUCCGGGGGUAGUAGAGGACCAUCAGAAUAGAGAUGAAAAUGAGUCGAUGCGACCGGAUCUCUCCGCCCCGGAAAUGCCGCUUCUUGAUGGGCGUGUAUUGGCCUUAAUGGCCGAGGACCCGGCCGGGUGGUCGUUUGCGGGAAGAAGUAAUAGCGACGAGUUUGGGAACGCGAUUCCCGACCUUCCAGACUGGAUGGUAUCGAGUGGUCAUAUGCCCGAGCAUCUGUGA
Molecule: messenger RNA, 2142 nt
Organism: Aspergillus affinis
Lineage: Eukaryota; Fungi; Ascomycota; Eurotiomycetes; Eurotiales; Aspergillaceae
Product: Zn(II)2Cys6 transcription factor
Exons: 5
Coding region: 1-2142 (713 amino acids)
Biological process (GO): regulation of DNA-templated transcription; DNA-templated transcription
Cellular component (GO): nucleus
Molecular function (GO): zinc ion binding; DNA-binding transcription factor activity, RNA polymerase II-specific; DNA binding
Source: RefSeq, a predicted model, not a curated record